AGAGACAGAGAGAGGGAGAGAUGGUAAAGAGCGUGACUCAUAAGGGCCGGCAGUUAAAAGCGGUCAAAUCCAUCUUCAGGCCCUGAGACGUGCUGAUGGGUGGAAAGUAAACAGCUCGGAGGGUUUAUUAAGUGGGCCAGUUUCCAUAGCGACGCUUUGGCAGGAUAUUGCCAGGAUAAGCCGUAAUGGGUCUCCUGACGCAGUUCACGCUGCUCCUGUGGAAGAACUUCACUCUGCGGAAGAGACAAAAGGUGCGGCUGGUCGUUGAAGUGGUGUGGCCUCUGUUCCUCUUCAUCAUCCUGGUGUGGGUGCGGUCCACCAACAACCCUAUUUUUAAAGGCCAAUGCCACUUCCCGAAUAAAGCCAUGCCGUCGGCUGGCGUGCUUCCCUGGCUUCAAGGUAUGGUGUGCAACAUCAACAAUCCCUGUUUGAACGAGCCGACGCCGGGGGAGACGCCGGGCCAAGUCAACAACUUCAACGACUCCAUAGUUUCAAGGAUGUUGAUAGAGCUGCAAAGCCUCCUAGCGAACGGAUCCAUUCUCAGCAAGGCGCAGUUGCUGGCAGAGGACCUCGACCAGUGGGAUUCAGUCCUGGCAAAGGCAAACCCUGCUCAACCGGUGAUCCUAAGGAGUAUUCUCAGAGACGAUGAAACUUUCUCCACACAUCUAAAAGAGAAUUUGUCGCUGCCACCGACGGUGGUCCAAAGCCUCAUGAAUGCUGAGAUUAAACUCAAUCCAACGACAGGCACCCCGAGGCCAGGCGACCUGAGGAGCGUCCUGUGCGAGGGGACGGAUCUGGAUGAGUAUAUCCAAUUUAGCAGCCAAGCUGAAAAGGAGGCUUUUACAAAUGUCAGCUGCUCCCGCGAUCCACAGCAGCUGAUUAAUGCCCAGCAAGUGUUCCAGCGGAACCUGGAUGGGGGGAAAGUGCUUUCUGAGGUAUCUUCAGCUUUGGAUCUGAAUGUAACAGUCACACUGAUUGGGAAAACCACUCAAGAUGCAUUACCAGUGAUUGAGGAGAUGACCAGGUUGCAGAACUCCAUGGUCUUCGAGGCUGCUAGUUCUUUGGAUUUCCAAAAGGACAUGAUUGGCAGUAUCAGUAUGCUGCUUUGUGGAAAGCCGCCUGACAUCAGCUUAAGCUCACCUAGACAGAUGGAUAACAAGACGUCUGUCUCCAUUACCAGCAACAGUUCCGAUGCUUUUUGUCAGAAUCUUGUCGAAACCCUGGAGGGAACACCUGGUCUGCGCUACAUUUGGAGCACCUUCAAGCAGUUAUUGCAGGGGAAGGUCCUCUACACACCUGAUACACCUGCUGUUCGCCUCGUGGUGAAGGAGGCAAAUAGCACAUUCAAUGCCCUGGCUAUGCUAAAGGAGCUGGCUGAUUUGUGGGAGGAACUCGGGCCACGCGUCUGGGACACCCUGCAAAAUGGCCGGCAAGUCAACGCAUUACGGACUUUGCUGGCAAAUCCGCUGUUUGCUGCUGCCCUCAACCAGCGCCUCGACGGCACGGGAUGGACGGGCGAGAUGCUGGCCAACUUCCUGUACAACGGGCCUCUAGAGGACCGGCCGGCCGGCAUGCCCCCUUACAACUGGCGGGACACCUUCAACGCCACCUCCGACUUCCUGAAGCUUCUCUCAAAGUUCCUCGGUUGUUUAAACCUGAAUAAGUUUGAGGCGGCCCCCACGGAAAGCCGUCUGGUGAGCAGAGCCCUGGAGCUUCUGGAGAAUGGUACCUUCUGGGCUGCCAUUGUCUUUGAAAACCUCCAGCCGAACUCCAGCGGCCUCCCUGCGUACAUCAAAUACAAAAUCCGCAUGGACAUUGAGGACGUGGAGCCCACCAACAAACUCAAAGAAAGGUCUUGGUCUCCCGGGGCUCGGGACAACCCCUUUAAGGACCUGCGCUAUAUUUGGGGAGGCUUCGCCUACCUGCAGGAUAUGAUGGACCAUGGUAUAAUACGAGUGCAAACGUCAAAGACCCAGCCCCUUGGUGUUUUUGCACAGCAAAUGCCGUACCCCUGCUACGUGGAUGAUGGCUUCAUCCAGAAUAUUGGAGGCAUCCUCCCCAUGUUCCUGGUGCUGGCCUUCAUGUACACCGUGUGCAUGACCAUCAAAGACCUCGUGCUGGACAAGGAACUCCGGCUCAAGGAAGUGCUGCGCGUCGUUGGCAUUCAGAACGGCGCCCUGUGGUCUGUGACGUUCACAGAGAACAUUGUUCUGCUCACGGUUCCCUGUGCGCUCAUAAGUGUCAUGGUUAAGUAUGGCAAUGUGCUGCAGUACAGCGACCCCUCGGUGAUCUUUGUCUUCCUGCUGGUGUUCUGCCUGGCCACCAUCACUCAGUGCUUCUUCAUUAGCGUCUUCUUCUCUAAGGCCAAUUUAGCAGCGGCGUGCGGUGGCCUCAUCUACUUCGUCCUCUACCUGCCGCACGUCCUCUGCUACGCCUGGAGGGACGUCAUGGGUUUACAGGCCAAGGUUGCUGUGAGUUUGCUGUCAUGUGUGGCCUUUGGCUACGGCUGUGAGAACUUUGCCAAGUACGAGGUGCAAGGCAUCGGCAUUCAGUGGUACAACAUCAACAGCAGUCCAGAAGAGGGAGAUAACUACACCUUCAUAGUGUCCAUCAUCAUGAUGCUCGUUGAUGCUGCAAUUUACUGCCUUCUCACCUGGUACAUCGAGAAUGUCUUUCCAGGCCAAUAUGGAAUCCCGAGGCCAUGGUACUUCCCUUUCACUGCAUCCUACUGGUGUGGGACAGCCUCAACGGUCGCCAUUGACCCUGGCGUGCUGAAGAACUCGACCGAACAUGACGAGUAUCUGGAGAAACCAUCUCCCAAUAUGAAAGCAGGGGUCUCGGUCCGCAAUCUCGUUAAAAUCUACAAGACUGGAAAGAAGCUCGCUGUGGACGGACUGAGUAUGGACUUUUACGAGAAUCAAAUCACAUCUUUUCUCGGCCACAACGGAGCUGGAAAAACGACCACAAUGUCAAUUCUGACAGGACUGUUCCCACCCACAUCGGGGACAGCUCUUAUCAACGGAUAUGACAUCCUCACUGACAUGGACAGCAUCCGAAAGUACUUGGGAAUGUGCCCGCAGCACAAUGUCUUAUUCAAUGACCUCACGGUGGAGGAGCACAUCUACUUCUACGCCAGGUUGAAAGGACGCAGCCGAGACGAGGUGAAAAUUGAGAUGGACCAGAUGCUUAAGGAUGUCGGCUUACCACACAAACGGAAGGAGCUUGCUAAGAACUUGUCAGGUGGGAUGCAGAGGAAGCUGUCUGUGGCUAUAGCGUUUGUCGGGGGCUCAAAAAUCGUCAUCUUAGACGAGCCCACAGCAGGAGUGGACCCUUACGCCCGCCGGGGUAUCUGGGAACUGCUGUUGAAAUACAAACAAGGUCGCACCAUCAUUUUGUCCACACACCACAUGGAUGAGGCAGACAUCUUAGGCGAUCGCAUCGCCAUCAUCUCCCACGGAAAGAUGCGCUGCUUCGGCUCCUCGCUCUUCCUCAAGAAACGUUUCGGCAGCGGCUACUACCUCACUCUGGUCCGGGAUGGCACCGAGAAGAUGACAGCUCAGCGUGACGGUAUCAUACACCACGAGGCCAAAGAGGAGAAAGACUUUUCUCCGAGGAGCAGCAGCCCGGACGAUGGCAUCGGCAGCCAGAGCUGGAACAACACGGAGCCCUCAGCCGACUUGACGGCUCUAGACCAAAUCGUGCGCCGCCACGUCCCCGAGGCGCUCUUCUUAGAGAGCGUCGGUCAGGAGAUCACCUACAUACUGCCCUAUGGCGGAGCCACAGAUGGGACCUUUGCCCUGCUGUUCCAAGUGCUCGACCUGGCCUUGGCUGACCUUGGCCUGACGAGCUACGGCAUCUCUGACACGACGCUGGAGGAGAUAUUCCUUAAAGUGGCUGAAGAUAGCGGAGUGGAUGCAGAAAUGCCAACAACAAAGGAGGUGUUGGUGAGAGACUGCAAAAGAGGCUCCGGUACAUCCAAGCGGAACAGCAUCGCCAGCGUCCACGUGAAAACCGAGCAAGCCUCCGGACGGAGAGAAAUAAAGGAGCCAUUCACAAGUAAAGUGGAAGACUUAAAGAGGAACGCCGUGGUCAGUGGGAAGGGAUCCACGGUCAUCACCGGGUGGGAGCUCAUCCGGAGGCAGUUCAUGGCGCUUUUUAUCAAGCGCUUCCACCACGCCCGAAGGAGCCGCAAGGGACUCAUUGCCCAGGUGGUUCUGCCCGCGGUUUUUGUGUGCCUGUCUCUGAUCUUCUCGCUCAUCGUCCCACCAUUCACCGAAUAUCCGAGUCUGGAGCUGCAACAAUGGAUGUAUACGCCUCAAACCAACUUUUACAGCAAUGAUGGGCCAGAUAUCGUUGAGGUGUCUAAUGUGGUGGAAACUUUGGUGAACAAGCCUGGCUUUGGGACUCGCUGCAUGAUUGGAAACCCAAUAGCGAACUUGCCGUGUACUUCGAGUGGCUCUGAUUGGUUCACUCCCUCCGUUGACCAGUCCGUCACUGACGUCUUCAUCAACGGGAACUGGAGCAUGUCUAACCCCUCCCCCCCGUGUCAGUGCAGCACGCCUAAACGGACCAUCAUGUUACCCGACUGUCCACCUGCUGCAGGAGGGCUCCCUCCACCUCGGAGGAUCCAGAACACAACAGAAACAUUGUUGGAUCUAACUAGACGAAACGUUACGGACUUCUUGGUGAAGACAUUUAAACGCUCUGGGAAAACAAGGUACGGAGGCAUCUCUGUCGGAGGCGUCAACUCCCAAGUCCGUCUGAGCGAGGCAGCAAUCAGAGCUUCAUUCAGGGAUUUAAAAGGCCUAUUCAAUUCCUCUCGGGAUAAUUUGACUGACCAGAUCUUCCAGAAGGCUGAGACGCUGCUGAGGAAGCUGGGAACCAAGGACAACUUAAAGGUGUGGUUCAACAACAACGCCUGGCAUGGCAUGGCGUCCUUCCUCGGUGUGGCGAACAACGCCAUCCUGAGGGGAAAUCUGCCAGCGGGACAGGAUCCCAGCCAGUAUGGCAUCUCCGUGUACAAUCACCCCCUCAACCUCACCAAGGAUCAGCUCUCCUCUGCGGCCUUGGCCACGUCCUCCACUGAUGUAGUGGUGUCCAUCUGCGUUAUCUUUGCCAUGUCCUUCAUCCCGGCCAGCUUUGUCCUCUUCCUCAUCCAAGAGAGGGUGAACAAAGCCAAACAUCUGCAAUUUGUCAGUGGAGUGAACCCGGCUGUCUACUGGUUGGCCAAUUUUGCCUGGGACAUGUGUAACUACUUCGUCCCAUGCCUCAUUGUGAUUUUCAUCUUCCUCUGCUUCCAACAAAAAGCCUAUGUCUCACCUCCUAAUCUGCCUGCUUUGAUUCUGCUGCUCUUUUUUUAUGGGUGGGCCAUCACCCCCAUGAUGUACCCAGCCUCCUUCAUCUUCAGCGUGCCCAGCACGGCCUACGUGGUGCUGACCUGCAUCAACCUCUUCAUCGGUAUAAACGGCAGCAUCGCGACCUUUGUGCUGGAGCUCUUUGAUGACGACAAUGUCUCCCGCAUCAAUGACAUUGUGAAAAACGUGCUGCUGAUAUUCCCCCAUUUCUGUCUGGGCCGAGGACUCAUCGACAUGGCUCAGAACCAGGCAAUGGCCACCCUCUUCAGCGGUUUUGGGGAAGACCGUUUCAAGGACCCACUCAGCUGGAAAAUGGUGGGAAAGAACAUUUGUGCCAUGUCCAUCCAGGGAGUCGUCAUGUUUACCAUCACCAUCCUCAUCCAGUAUAAAUUUUUCUGCAAGCCCAGACUUAUUUCAGGAAAGUCAUUAUCUUCGGAGGAGGAGGAUAUCGAUGUUGCUCAGGAACGCAAGCGCUUGUAUGAAGGCAAGGCCCAGAAAGACCUUCUGAGGAUCUGUGACCUCACUAAGGUGUACUCUCGGAGGAGCCCCCCUGCUGUGGACAGGCUAUGUGUGGGAGUACCUGCCGCAGAGUGUUUCGGCUUGCUGGGAAUCAACGGGGCCGGGAAAACCACCACGUUCAAGAUGCUGACAGGAGAUAUCCCAGUCUCCAGUGGAGAGGCCUUCCUAAAUGGAUACAGCAUACGAACAGAAAUGAGGAACGUGCACCAGAACAUGGGCUACUGUCCCCAGUUCGAUGCUAUCGAUGAACUGCUGACUGGACGGGAGCAUCUUGAGUUUUACGCCAGGCUACGGGGGGUCCCAGAAAAAGAGGUCGCCAUGGUGGCCGAGUGGGGGAUCCAGAAAUUGGGGCUGAUCAAAUAUUCCAGCAAGUCGGCAGGGACCUACAGUGGAGGCAACAAACGCAAGCUUUCCACAGCGAUAGCCCUGAUCGGUUGUCCUGGAGUCAUUUUCCUGGAUGAACCAACAACUGGGAUGGACCCCAAAGCCCGGCGCUUCCUCUGGGACUGCAUCCUAAGCAUCAUCAAAGAGGGCCGAUCAGUCAUUCUCACAUCGCACAGUAUGGAGGAGUGUGAAGCCCUUUGCACGCGCAUGGCCAUCAUGGUCAAUGGUCACUUCAAGUGCCUCGGAAGCAUCCAGCAUCUAAAGAGCAGGUUUGGUGAUGGCUACACGGUGAUUGUGAGGGUUGGUGGCUCUCCGCCUGAAUUGAAGCCUGUAGAGGACUUUGUCCGGCGGUCCUUCCUGGGCAGCGUCCUGAAGGAGAAGCAUCACAACACACUGCAGUACCAUCUCCCGUACACACAGGGGGCAUUGGCCCACAUCUUUAGCCAGUUCACCAGUCACCAGCAGAGGCUGGGGGUGGAGGACUACUCCGUGUCCCAGACCACGCUCGAUCAGGUCUUUGUGAACUUUGCGAGGCUCCAGCACGGGGAAGAUGACUCUCAGGCCUACGUCAACGCAGUGGACACUUCAGAUGAGCUGCCAAUGGAGUCUUUGAAGACCUCCCAAGAAGCGCAGGAGGUUUAACAACCAUUACACUAAUCACAAUUACUGUUGGCCGGCAGUACUUUAAACGCGCUUAAUUUCCUGUCAUUUCCAAAGGCGGAAUGAUGUUUGCACACCGUCGAUCGAGCAUGCGCACGGAUGUGUUGGUCAAAAAUGACAUGUCCUGUAAUUGUUUGUGUUGUCUUCUGUAACGGCCCUAACAUAAUCAUCUUUAACACAACUCAUGUGAAUGUGCUCUGCAAAAUACUUGCUCUCAGGAAUUCUGUAUUUCCGCCAAAUAUUUAUUCUCCUGGAGAUCAUCUUCUCUCAGUGAAUGCCGGCUCUGCAAAGGCAACGCCAUGGACUUUAUAGAAUAUGGUUGUAGUUCCUGCAAACUCGCCCAGGUUGUCUCCAUCUUGCAGUGAUGACACAACCUAACCCUUAAAAUGGAAAGAAAGGUAAAGGCCAGUUUGAUGUAGUUAAAAGUAUAUUGCCGACCUUAGUGGAGAGGAAUGUUGAAAAAAAAAGAUCUUUUGAAAGCCCCAUACUUUGCACAAUAUUUACGACUCCCCAGGGUUGAACUUUAAAUUGAAAUUUGUUUUAGAUUUUUUUUAUGUUUAUGAUGAUCAUAUUUUAAAAUGUAUAACUGUAUGAAAGAGCGGAGCUUGUACUGAUGUUUUUAAGUGGGUGUUUUCCAGCCAGAUAGUUAGUUAUGCUGAUAUUUAUAUAUGAAUAGAUAUCAACAAGGGACUAAUGUGAUAAUAUGGCUUAAAACAAAUUGAUCCACAGUUAGUUCCUACCUCAUAUUGUGAAUUACUGAAAGGCACUUUAAUGAUUGACUUUGAAAAUAACUGAACGCUAACAACCCCGUCUGAUGUGCUGGCUUUGGCCAAUUGACUGAGCCUCCAAUCAGCCGUGGAUGUUUAAUCUGAGGCUAAAGACGUUGAGGUUACAGCAGUGGGGCGAUGAGUGAGCGUCAACCAGCUGUUAAACAUCUUUGGGUCUGCAGGGAAGACGACAGCAUCCGUGUGUGCACAUCAAUGCAGAGCCUUUUGAUGGGCGCUGGAGUUUCAGGGAAUAGUUACACACAAUGUGCCUUUUAAACACCCACACGGGUUGUUUUUUAACCAUUUAUAUACAAUUUUGAAAGAAUAAUUCACUGUUAAACCUGUUUGUAUAUAAUUCAUCCAUCGUGUGUCAUUUGAUUUCUUGAAGGUUGCGGUUUUCACUGAGAUGCUCAAGGAUUUUAAAGUCAUAAUAAAUUAGAUGAAUAAAUUCCCUGGAUAUACUGAAAGAGUUAUUGAGGCUUUGUAAUAUCUUUUAAUAUAGUUUGGCUGUUGUUAAACUGUUAAACCCCCAUUUGCUUCAGUUCAUUAAGACUUUUUUCUCUCCCAGAAAAACAAACUAAUCAAAAUGAAAUGUCCGGAUGAGUAAUGACUUACAAACGGUCAUUUUGUGGUGAAAUGUUCUUUUUUUACUCUGAAAUAUAAAGUACUGUGUUUUUUGUGUUAUUUUAAUUAAACUAGACAAAAUAUCUAUAAUAUGUAAAGAAAUUGCAUUGUGCACUUUGGAAAUCCCAAAUGUCAAACUGUUGGCCUAUACUGCUUAUCUCAGAUGAAAUAGAAAGUUAAGUUUUAUUAAGAUGUAGAGAACAUGACACAGCUCCAAUCUUUUCAACAUUUCUUCUGUGCUGUACAACCCAAGUGGCCACUUACAUUACUUUGCACUGAGUUCAGAAUGUAAAUACCUCCUCACUUAACCGCUUUGGUUUACUUUGAGAACUUGACAUCACUUUUAUGCUGCGCUCAAUCGACUGUCACGCCGGCUGCAAAGAAUAAUAAGUCCUACCCACACUGAAUCCUGCCAAGACAAAUGAUUAAACAUUUGCUCAAAUUGUA
This is a messenger RNA of Gasterosteus aculeatus aculeatus (three-spined stickleback), 8755 nucleotides long. Its product is annotated as phospholipid-transporting ATPase ABCA1. The record is from RefSeq and is a predicted model, not a curated record. Gene Ontology annotation, molecular function: ATP hydrolysis activity; ATP binding; ABC-type transporter activity. NCBI's taxonomy places the organism in Eukaryota, Metazoa, Chordata, Actinopteri, Perciformes, Gasterosteidae. Gene Ontology annotation, biological process: lipid transport; transmembrane transport. Gene Ontology annotation, cellular component: intracellular membrane-bounded organelle; membrane.